Molecule: messenger RNA, 1253 nt
Organism: Lepus europaeus (European hare)
Lineage: Eukaryota; Metazoa; Chordata; Mammalia; Lagomorpha; Leporidae
Gene: CRB3
Product: crumbs cell polarity complex component 3
Exons: 9
Coding region: 655-1029 (124 amino acids)
Source: RefSeq, a predicted model, not a curated record
CAGCCUUGAACCCCGCAGCCCCAGCGCCCGCCCGGCCGUCUUAAAGGGGCCGCAGCGGGAUCCAGACACCGGGCCGACCGCUGCCUCGGGACGGGCGUGAGGAGGAGGAGGGGCGGCCAGAGCCCUGGACCGCGAAGAGUGACCGCAGUAGCGAUCCAGUGCGGUGCACACGCCUCGACCCUGGAAGGUGGGCCUCAGUGUGCGCAGACCUUUGUCCUGCUGAUCCUCCCCAACUCUGUGCGUCCCUGUGCGGAUGUCCCCAGGUCUCCUCGUCCGGGCUCAACUCCAUACAGGUGCUGCCCGUCUCGACUUCACAGGUCCUUUCCCCUCACAGGUGUAUUCCAAUCCAGACCGCUGUCCGAUUCAUUCGUCCAUCCAGCCAUGCUCCGUGCGGAUGUGAUUCAGCGCGGGUGGCUCCCGUGCGCCCUCCCACGGGAACAUCCGUGCACGCGGCUGCUACACAGGUCUGCUCCCCUCCAGGUGCGCCCGCGGCGCGGCCCCGCCCCCGCUGGGCUCCGCCCUCCCAUCUAGGCUCAGGUGCACAAGCCGGAAGUGCGCUCCCCUCCCAGGUGCCCAGUCGCAGGUACCCCCGGCCCGUGAUGCGGUAGCAGUGGCACGCUCCCGUCUCGGCACCACCACCCCGGCGCCGAGCCCAUGGCGACCCCCGCGCUGGGGCUGCUCCUGGCGGUCGGCCUGCAGCUGCUGCCGGCUCGCUGGGGCCGAGCCUGGGCUCAAGCUGUCUCCACACCGGACCUGCAUUUAAAUGAUACCAGCAGUGUCCCGCCUACGAGCCCCAGCUCCAAUGGGGGCCUGUCCCAGGGGGCCAUCACCGCCAUCAUUGUGGUCUUCUCCAUCCUGGGCGUCCUGGUUGUGGUGGUGCUGCUGGUACUGCUGGUGCGGAAACUUCGGGAGAAGCGGCAGACGGAGGGCACCUACCGGCCCAGCAGCGAGGAGCAGUUUUCCCAUGCAGCCGAAGCCCAGGCCCCCCAGGACUCGAAGGAGACGGUGCGGGGCUGCCUGCCCAUCUAGGUCUCCUCUCUUCCAUCCAUCUUCCUCCCUUGCUGUGUAACCUUGGGGGGCAGAGGCAGUGGCCUCCCUGGGCAACCAGACUCACUCAGUGUUUAGGAUAGAAGGGGGGCGAGGUGCUUCGAAGUCUGCUCGGAGGGCAAAGGAGGGUGGGGCUGCUCAGUUUGUAUAUUAUUUAUAUGAAAUUGGCAGAGAGAAAGAUAAUAAAAGCUGUUUGAGCUGCUGCA